AUGCACAAGCGGGCCUACAGCGAGUCGGGGGCCCUGUCGAAGAUCGCGCAGAGAGGCGAACGAGAGAGGGGCCUACCUAGCGAGUCGAACGGUUUGCCUAGCCAGACGAACGGUUUACCUAGCCAGACGAACGGUUUACCUAGCCAGACGAACGGUUUACCUACCGAGUCGAAUGACCUACAUAGCGACCCGAACGCGCGCACGCACAAGCUCGAAAGCGUCGUCGUGAGGAUAAAAAAGCUGGAAGAGAGCGAAAGACCCACCUUGCACGCGGACCCAAAAGACAAAACGGUGCUCUACUUCGAAAAGGACUUCGAAAUCGAGCAGUACCAUUUUGAUAUGGUAUUUGGCACAAACGAUGAUAAUGAAACGGUUUUUCGGGAGAUUGGGGGACACACGAUUGUUAAGAACGUCUGUAGAGGAUUUAAAGAAACGAUUAUUGCCUAUGGGCAGACAGGUAGCGGGAAAACAUAUACCCUCUUCGGGUCGAAUGGAGAGCUAGGGAUCGUUCAUCACUUCUUGCAUCACUUAUAUAGAGUGAAAUGCGGAGGGGUGAGGAAGAAAACGAUUUACUUGAGCUUAUAUGAGGUGGUUGGGGACAAGCUAAUCGACCUCAUGACGAAUGUGAGCGAGAGGAACGCUCAGUUCUACACGCAGGAAUUCUUUUUGAAGACGGUGCGGCACUCCUACAAGGUGGUGAAGAUUGCCAGCUUCGAGAUGGCCAAGAAGCUCAUCGACGCCGCCUGCCUCAUGCGCCACGUGGAGGCCACCUCCCAGAACCGCAGGUCGAGCCGUUCCCACGCCAUCAUCCAGCUGUUCGUAAACAUCUCCGAUUUGACCCACCACGACGGCAUGGAGACCACCCGGGACUACUACGGCGUCCUCACCUUCGUAGAUCUGGUGGGGUGCGAGCGGGAGGAAUUCAACACGCAGGCCAGCCAAAACAGGAGCGAACAGACGUCCGCCAAAUUUCUGAACUCAUCGCUCACCUCGCUCAACAAGAUGCUUCGCAAGAUGCAGAUGGGCAACCUGGACGAAUCGGACAAACGGCAAAGCGUGCUGUGCAAAGUCCUCUUCAACUACAUCAAGAAGACCUGCGGCGUGUGCCUCAUCUUUUGCUUCAACCCGCGGCAGUGCCAGAAGAGCCUGACCAGCUCCACGCUCAUCAUGGCCAGCGACUGCAGAAAAAUAAAAAGCAAAAGGAAGCAGCUGAUUUACGUGAAGACCGAAAACAGAGACCACUUCUUCAAAGGAAUGACUCAUGGGGGGAGCCCCCAGCCAAGGAGGAGCGAGGGGGGCUCAUCAAAGGAGACGUCGCCAGGGAAAGGAGCACCUUCCAAGGGUACCGCUAUAGGCACCCCGAUCACCACCGCUAACUACAACGCUACCCGCAGCGAUGCCAUGAUGGUGGUCGUCCACCCCGACGCGCACAUCCUAACCUUGCGGAAGGGGCAGGAAAAGCAGGAGGCGCUCAAACAGCUGGUGAGCGAGCUGAUUGGCAUAAAAGAGGAGGAAGAAAAGGAGAGGGAAAAAGAGAUGCGGCAGCUGCAGAGCGACGUCGACAGGUUAACCAAGGAGUGUUCCCACUGGAAGAGGCAGGCCCAUCACUACCACCACAAGUUAAGAGAGCUACAUAGGAAUUAUAAAAAUAUUAGAGAGUUGCUAUAUAACACUUUGCAUAGUGGUGGCAAUGACAUAUCGGUGGGAACGUUCGGCGCAUCCUCUUCGUGCCUUUCUUUGGGUCAGCCAGAUGAGGACAUCUCCUCCCCCCCCCUUGGUGGGGAUAUACCCAUAAAGGAGAAUGAACCCGUUAGGAAAGAAACUCUCUUCUGGGGGGAAAAAGAAAUCUCUGAAAGGAAGGAGCCACUCAGAAAGGGAGAUAUACAAACGGGGGGCAUCACCUCCAAUGAAAAAAAGAUUUCUAGUGUGUUAUCUAGCCAGGCAAGCAACCGGAGUGGCCUCUCCAAGGGGGAGGGUUCUUUUAAUGGGCCAAAUCAAAGAAGGAGAGAGGAGAACAGCGGUGGCUACUCCCAUCACCUGCAGAAUGGGGGGCACUUAGAAGCAAACGCGUCGGUAAGGCGGAGAGAUAACAAGGAGGGGGGCACACAGAGACAGGGGAGUUACGUAACUGUAGGGGCAUCCUCACCCACGUACACACAGCAGGGUUAUAACCAAGAGGAUGAUCUCCACCAAUACGCUGACGCGAGGAACUACGAGCGGGCAUUCAUCAAAGGGAACAGCUCUGCAAAAGUACCAACAGGAGGAGGGACCCAAGUGGAGCCGAAGAGGGACGUCCGGAAUGCCCACCAGAUUACCAUCGACUCGCUCACAAACAAAAUACGCAAUCGGAUUUUGAAGUCCCGGAGCCUCUCCACGGCGGGGUGA
Molecule: messenger RNA, 2385 nt
Organism: Plasmodium vivax (malaria parasite P. vivax)
Lineage: Eukaryota; Apicomplexa; Aconoidasida; Haemosporida; Plasmodiidae
Product: kinesin, putative
Exons: 5
Coding region: 1-2385 (794 amino acids)
Biological process (GO): microtubule-based movement
Cellular component (GO): microtubule; kinesin complex
Molecular function (GO): microtubule binding; microtubule motor activity; ATP hydrolysis activity
Source: RefSeq, a predicted model, not a curated record